AUGUCACGUCGUGUAGAAUACGAACCCCAUACUGGAGAUCCAGAGAAGGAUCUUGCUUACGAGCGUGAACGUCGUCGAACUAAUACUGAUGAUGAUGGUUUGCCCCAAGAAGUCGUCGAGUAUUUAUUGUACUUCAAUAAGAUGGUUGAAGAAGAAAAUGUACCAGAAAUUCAUACCUUAUAUGAGCAAGCUUUCCCGGAUUUGACGGAGAGAUUUUUCCGUGAGCGCAUGUGGCCUGAUGAGCACACAGUGGAGAAUAUCAUUGGAACAGAUAACCGUAUCUUCAUCAUUCUAUAUAAAGAACUAUACUAUCGACACUUAUAUGCCCGUGCUCAGAGAGGACCUUCUCUUACUCAUCGUUACGAAUCUUUCAUGAAUUAUCAAGAUUUGUUCUCUGAGUUAUUGUCGAGCAAGGAACCUGUUCCCCUCUCCCUACCCAACAUUUGGCUCUGGGAUAUCAUCGAUGAGUUUGUUUAUCAGUUCCAAGCUUUCUGUCUUUACAAGGCUAACCCAACGAAACGGUCAGUUGAUGAAAUUGACGAGCUGAUGAACAUAGAGGAAAACCAAAAUGCAUGGAAUAUUUAUCCAGUGUUGAACAUCCUUUACUCUCUCCUUUCCAAGUCGCAAAUCGUUGAACAACUUAAAAUAAUCAAAGAGGGAGGUGACGCUGAUUCAGUCUGUGACCAAUUUGGUCAAUCUUCCUUGUAUUUCAAACUGGGUUAUUUUUCCCUCAUCGGCCUACUCCGAACACAUGUGCUCUUGGGAGAUUACCAUCAAGCUCUCAAGACGGUUGAGCAUGUUGAACUCGACCCUAAGGCCUUGUACAAUACCGUUCCAUCUUGCUACGUGACCCUUCAUUACUUUGUUGGAUUUUCUCAUAUGAUGAUGCGUAACUACGCUGAAGCAACUAAAAUGUUUGUCAACUGUCUUUUGUUCAUCCAGCGCACAAAGUCUCUUCAAACUCAACAAAUUAAAAAACAAAAUUUCCAAUACGAUGUUAUUGGAAAGACUUGGGACCAGCUUUUCCAUCUCCUGGCCAUAUGCUUGUCUGUUCAACCACAACGAAUCGACGAAUCCAUCGCUUCACAGCUCGCCGAACGAAGUGGAGAUAGAAUGAGCAGAAUGGCAAAUGGAGAUGUUGAUGAGUUUAAACAAGUUUUCCAAAUGGGUUGUCCCAAGUUUUUGAGUCCUACAACCGUAGUAUAUGAAGGAGCUAAUCUUUCUAAGGAACCUCUCCUUCGUCAAUCCCAAGCUUUCUUGGAAGGCAUUCAAUCACAAAUGGCUUUGCCAAUUCUUAGAGGUUACUUGAAGUUGUACACUUCAUUGCCAACUAAAAAGCUUGCGUCUUUCAUGGAUGUUGAUGACGCAGAGUAUGAUUCUUUCUUAGGCAAAUUAUUAGCCUAUAAAAUGAUUGUUAACGAGUUAGGCAAAGUAAACUUGGCUGCAGCCAAUGAGGAUGAUGAACCAAAUACGGAGAUUGAUUUCUAUGUUGAUAAGGGCAUGAUUUGUAUUGCCGAUACCAAAGUAGCCAGAAGAGUUGGAGAACAUUUUAUCCGUCACAUUCAAAAGCUGAAUGAGGUCCAAAAAAUGUUGAAAGACCUAGAUGUCAAGGCUUAA
Auanema sp. JU1783 is the source of this 1617-nucleotide messenger RNA. The record is from the annotation of a GenBank genome assembly. Lineage: Eukaryota; Metazoa; Nematoda; Chromadorea; Rhabditida; Rhabditidae.